CGAAGCUAGUGUUUGCAGAGCAGCUGGGUCGUCUGCACACCAAGCAGCAGCAGGAAGGAGAGCUCCUGGAGGACAUUAGGUCCUUCAGUAAACAACGGGCUGCCAUAGAGAAAGAGUAUGCUCAGUUCCUGAGUGGUGUGUUGGUGUCCAGAGGUGAGGAAGUGGAGGGACGAUGGAGAUGGCUGUCCUUGAAGAGAAUGCCCCCCCCCACCCCACACACACACACACACACUUUCGCCCAGGAAAAAAUAGACCAGAGACAGAGAGAGAGAUGGACUGUGGAGAUGAGAGAUUGUGAGAUACUGAAGGAGAGAAACAAACAGAGAGUGCAAGAGAGAUUGAAAGAGGAAUAAUUCAUACAAAGGAGAGAGAGGGGGGAAGAGAGAGGGGAAUAGAGAGGGGAAGACCUAGGGAAAGACUAUGGAAUGUAGCAAGCAGGUGAUGGGGAGCAAAGACCUUGUGAACCAGGAGCUUCAGGGACUAGAGAGCUUUGUGUGUGUGUGUGCGCGUUUGUGUGUGUUUCUGACCCUGCUGGGGUCAGUUACACAGGUAGCUCUUGUGUACUUUGAAUAGGAAGUAAACAGUAGGCGUAUGUUUGUUUGCGCUUGUGUGUGUAUGUGUUGACACUUAGGUGCUGGUGUUCAGACUAGUAUGCUGAUGAUGAAAGUCUCUACUGCUUUUACUCAAAACAGCUACCAGUCUUCUGCUGGUCUCGAGAGAUGAGUGUGUGUUGGUAAAGUGAGUGUGUGGUGAAUAGUGUGUAAAGUAGAUGUUGGUUAAGGUAUGUUGUGUGUUUUACAGGUAAGUUCUGUGUACUGAAGUGUAUGUUGAAGUUGAUCUGUUGCUGUUGUUGGUAAAGAGUGUGUUGCUGGUGUAAGCUGUGUUACAUGUACAGUGUGUUGUUGGGGUAUCUGUGUGUUCAUUGGGAAGGAGUUGGCCAUGCGUUUAUAUAUAUUGAGGGAUAUGUUGAGGUGUGUUGUGUGUCUCUUCCAGGCUCUUCAGAGGCUGGCACUUCAGUACCAGAAGAGAGACUGGCAGAGAGGCAAGGGAGACUCACUCAGUUCUGGGAGUGUGUUCUCAGUGUGGAGGUCACUGGUGGACGCUACAGCUCAGACCGCAGUGUCUCGGCUGAAUGCGGCUGAGGGGUAUCGCUCCCUGUCAACCGACGCCUUGAAGAGCAUUCGCAACGCCAAAGAGCCUCGCGCCAAGAGGGGUCUGGAACAGCUCCAGAGGGUCCAGAGGGAGGUGGUGGGAGCUCUAAGGGAGCUCCACAAACUGAAGAAGAGGUAUUUCCAGUUGAGCCACAUCGCUAACACAGCCAGGGAGAAGGCUGCUGAUGCCCAGGCCAGGUCUCGGAGGAAUGAGCAUGGGAUCUUCCACUUCAGAACAGGCCUGCAGAAGUUAAGCACCAAGCUGAGUGUCAGACUGGGGGAGUGUGACCAGAAACUGAUGGAGGUACGGAAUGAGUACCAUCUCUCUCUGGCAGCCACCAACUCUCAUCACCAAUACUACUACACCGUAGAGCUGCCUAGCAUCAUGCAGAGGCUGGAUGGGGAGCUGUACGAGCAGUUGAGAGGCCUCUUCAGUCUGCUGUGUUCUACGGAGGUAGAGGCGUGUCUCUCCUCUCAGGCAGCCUUCAGCAGGGUGUGGGAGCACGCCGCCCAGGUAAGCAGAGAAAGGAGCCUGCAGCUCUUUCUACAGGAGGCUCCUGCUUUUACCAAGAUCACAGACUUCAUAUUCCAGCUCUCCCCACAUGAUAAGGUGUGUGUCCUGCAGCAGAGCACCAACCCAGAGGGAGAGAGUUGUCUGGAGAAAGAGGCCAGGAAGUGGUCCUCCAAGGCUGCGAAAGACUACAAGGUCAUCACCCAAGGAGAGAGGGCGGUGCAGACUCUCGAGCAGCGUGUUAAGCUGCUGUCUGGAGACACAGGGGCCAGUGUGGAGCAGAAGCUUCUGGAAGUCCAAGAAGCCGUCCGAAAGGCCAAGGUGAGCCAUGUGAAGGCAGAGUCCUGUCUGGCAUUGCUGGAGGGGGCGGGGGUGGAUGUGGAGCCGUGGCUGACCAGUGCCAUGAGCCAGGCGGAGGAGCAGCUGGAGAGAGAGAGGAGGCUGAGUGAAGCUCGCAUGUCCAACGGUGACAUUUCCAACCUGGAGGAGGAGUUUGAGUUCACAGACUUUGAGGAUUAUGAUGACAACAGUGACACUUUUGUAGACUCACCAUCUGGUUCAGGACCAUGUGGAUACCCUCUCCUCUGCAUUGUCCUCUACAGCUAUCAGGCCAGCCAAUCCGAUGAGCUGUCGAUCACCGAAGGGGAGGAGCUUCAGGUGAUCGAGGAUGGGGAUGUGGAGGACUGGCUGAAGGUGUGUAAUGCGUCUGGACAAGUGGGCUAUGUGCCUGAGAGGUACCUGCAAUUCCAUUGGUCUCCAGGUGAGGGCACUGUCGGGCACUCAUUGGAUUGGUCAUUUGACAGUUCUGGUUCCUCCUCUGAGCACUCCCAUAAAGGCCCACAGUACCUCCCACAGGCAGCAGGUCUAGUGCGGGCCCUGUAUGACUACCAGGCCCAGAGUGGGGAGGAGCUGUCGUUCCCAGAGGGGGCAGUGAUCAGGCUGAGGAGGCGUGCCCAGGGCUGGGGCCAGGGGGAGGUGGAUGAUGGUUUUUGGGAGGGGGAGCUGGAUGGACGGGUGGGGGUGUUCCCGUCCCUGGUAGUGGAGAUGCUUGGGGACAGGGAGGAAGAGGAGGAAGAAGAAGAGAAGGAGGAAAGCUUUCCCACUCCCACUCUUCCGCCCUUUUCUCCCCCCAUCCCAAUCGCUAUCCCCCCAGCCUCGCUCCUAGUCUCCUCCCCUAGCCUCAGCCCCAAACCCAGGUCAGGGUCCUGGUCCGUCCACAGCACGCCCCCUAGAGACGUGGAGGAGCAUCUUCAGGCCAUGCCCUUGGAGCUCCAGAGAGUGGCAGACAGUAGACCAGAGAGGGGAGGAGGCAGCAGCCACAGCUCACCAGACCUUUCUGUCCGGAGAAUUCUACCGACCCGAGCUCCGCCUCCUCCCCCCACCGAGCGACACUUCCCCAUGCCGUGAGAACACACCUGCCUCCUCCCCCCACCCAGCGACACUUCCCCAUUCCCCAAGGGUGCAAAACCGAACAGAAAAAAUUGAAUUGUUCAACACACAAACCACGGUUCGGUUUUUACAUGUAAACCGCGGUUUUUCGGAUCUACGAGAAAACACAACCUAACAGUCUCACUAUAGCCUCGCGCAGCACUGCUACUUUCCUUACUGAGGAGAUGGCAACACUGCUGGAGAGAGGCAAAUCAUGCGAAGCUGCCAGGCACCUGUAAAGUAUGCUAACCAGGAGCCGAGUGCACCAGCUGGGCGUACGCCUGGGUGUAACGCUACGUCCGACGUAGAACUGAAAGUUACGACUAACUUAAAGUUACGACUAGUGCACCAGUUAGACUUAAGCCCUUUAUGUGCUGCACCUGGGUGUACAUUUUACGCCUAGUGGGGAGCAGGCGUAAGUUGGAAAAUCGGACUAAUAUCCAUGGUAAUUAUAAUGUACAACAGUUUGAUCGCACAUGCAGCGCGUCUUGUUUAUAGGCAACAUAUGGAAAGGACAUUAAGGCGAGAAAAAGUUGUCCGUGAUCGCACAAAUCCACUGUUAAUUUUAUUGGUGAUCGAUUUCCAAGCUGAUUGUUAUUGUAAAUCCAUGGCUUGUUUUGAAGGGAGAUAGGCUAGCUAAGUGCGCUUUGGAUAGGCUCUUAAAUGUGUUGCCCGUGGCCUGUCAAGCUUGGUGCACUCGGUGUAAAUUCAAAUCACAAAGUCGGACGUAACUAAGACCGACGUAGGAGUUAAGACCAACUUUUUUACGCCCAGCUGGUGCACUCGGCUCAGGGCUGCCAACUCUCACGCAUUGGCUGUGAGACACACGUAUUUCAACCAGUUCACACACUCUUACGCCACACCUUGUAUUUCUCAAACUGAGAAGGCAACGCCAAUCAUGCAGUCAUGCUAACGUUGUAAACAGUAAUAAUGGAUGAGGCGCAGGCACACGGUGUGAAGCAACAUAGACGCGCGAACACCCGUGAAAGGGGUUAGACGGGGGUUAGAACGCAGCAAAAUUUGGGUUGGCCCCACCAAAUCUCACUCCAAGGUUUUUUGAAAAGUUAGCAGCCUUGUGCUAACGGUAAUACAUCUAACAUGAUGGGGCAUCUACGCCUGAUAUACAGAAAAUACAGAGAGAGCACUAAAAUGGUAAUGUUUUUUUCUUCCCCCUAAUGUGCUAAACAAAACCGAACCGAAACCGUGACCCAUAAAACCGAACCGAACCGUGGGCUUGUUGAAUUGUUGCACCCCUAAUGAAAACACACCUGCCUCCUCCCCCCCCCAGUGACACUUCCCCAUGCCGUGAAAACACGCUGCCGUCGACCAUGUGGAAUCGAGGAAGGCUUUCCUGCAAAUCAAGCUGUGUAUGUGCAAAAUACUUUAGAAAGGAGACAUUCGCUUGAGGACACCAUUGACGCUAACUCUGCGGUUACAGAACAAACUUUUUUUACUGUCUAUGGCCGUUUAUCAAUCUGAAGAACGCUAAGAACUUAAUUGUGUUCUUCGGUAUUGGAACUAUACUUGACCUUGAAACAUGACAUCAAACAAGUUCAUCAGAACACAAGAACGGAAAAGAAAUGCUGAUUGAUAAACAGCCUAUAAUUGGCUUACCUGCCCGGUUCCUCAAGAGCUAUCUUCCUAUACGUUUUUGCUCCAACCCUCCUCCUCCAGCAUUCCCCAUUAUCUUAAUUUGCUGGUUGUAGCGUUUGAACCAGGUUAGUUACAACUUGGGUGGUUGAAGCAAACAUUUGUAGCUGUCCAGGAAAGUCCUGUGGGCUCAUUUAUACAACUGCGCGUAGAAUUCAUGUGAAAACGUUGCGUUCGAAUGAAACACAGAAAGUGCGUGCGCACAAAAUAUUCAGAUUUAUAAAACAGAGCAUGCACAUUCUGCUCCGGUUUUCCUUUAUAAAUCACAACUUACUAGAAAAUUAAGUGCACGUGUGCGAGCGUCUUGUCCCACCCAAGUAACUCCCAUAAUUGGCCUAUAAAUGGUUAUUGACAUGCACCAAAUUAAUAUAAAUAGCCUACCACACUGUCAGGUGUGGUAGGCUAAUUGCACUGAAACCCGGCCAAUGACGUUAUCACAUUGACAGUAAUGCACAACAAACACGUGAAAACAGCGGAAACGCUAAUGGCCUACAUAUGCCCAUAAGCCACGCCCAAAGUCUACGUGAUUUCCCCUGCACCCCAUUUCUCCAAAAUUACUGUAAAUUUGAAUACAUGCCUUAUUUCUUAUGGGGAACAAAAAAGCCUCAAGGACCCAUAAGGUCCCCCAUGAUAGAUUUAGCUGUUCAGUGAACCUUUGGGUAAACCUACAAAACUGUUCUCCUCUUGAUCCGUAAGUCCAAUCAUCUGACUUGGUAUACAUGUGUAGAAUACAUGUCUUCCUAUAGGGUCAAAAGGAAUGCAAUGCAAAAUGGCUGAAAGAAGUGUAUUUAUGUAAAUGUCCACAUUGCCUCAAUAUCUUUGUGUCAAUAAAUAAAAUAUAAUUUUGACUGAUGGUUUUUAAAACCUAGUAAGGGUCAAGAUGACAUCACUUUGAAGUACCAUAAAUGAUUUCACCUUGGUAUGUCAAAAUAUGAUUGAAUUACAGCUGUUUAAACUUUGGCCAAAUCUAACAGUGCUUGCCACAGGAGAAACUGAUUACUUUUUUUCAUAUAGUAACUGACCGCAGUGUUUCCCAACACUGAGAAUAGCUCAAUGAGCUGAGAAGUGCAAGGUCAUAGGUUCAAAUACAGCCACAGCCAUUGGGCAUGUCAUAGUUCUAAAUUAUCUAUUUAGUUAAACAGGAUGACAUCAUUCUGAAGUACAAUGCACAAUUUCACCUUGAUAUGUCAAAAGAUGACUGAAUUACAGCUGCUUGAACUUUGUCCCAAAGCUGACCAAAGCUAAUACUCACCCCUUUCAAUUCAAAAUAACUCAACAGUUGAUGUGUAGCAGAGGGGAUAGAGAGGCUUGUUGUGUCGUGCGUAGACUAUAAGUAAUUUGACACCAAAGCAGAGGAACUUGGAAACAUGUCUUUUACUUGUCUUCUCUCGUCUACUCUUCCUUUCUCUUACAAUUUAACUCAAUCACCUACAGACACUUGAACGCCCUCUAGUGGUAUAAGAUGAACAUGUAACAAGAAAGAAUAUACUGGACACAACAAGGCUGAUUUGCAAUCACAUGCUCUUGAGUUCGAAUCUCCAUUUAGCCUGAUGUUGUU
This is a messenger RNA of Osmerus eperlanus (European smelt), 6298 nucleotides long. RefSeq names its product F-BAR and double SH3 domains protein 1-like. Lineage: Eukaryota; Metazoa; Chordata; Actinopteri; Osmeriformes; Osmeridae. Gene Ontology annotation, molecular function: protein binding. The record is from RefSeq and is a predicted model, not a curated record. The transcript has 19 exons. The coding region runs from base 940 to 3069 and encodes 709 amino acids. Gene Ontology annotation, cellular component: recycling endosome; neuromuscular junction. Gene Ontology annotation, biological process: regulation of actin filament polymerization; neuromuscular synaptic transmission.